Messenger RNA from Pyrus x bretschneideri (Chinese white pear), 1183 nucleotides. RefSeq lists its product as uncharacterized. The transcript is spliced from 2 exons. NCBI's taxonomy places the organism in Eukaryota, Viridiplantae, Streptophyta, Magnoliopsida, Rosales, Rosaceae. The record is from RefSeq and is a predicted model, not a curated record. The coding region runs from base 623 to 1063 and encodes 146 amino acids.
UUGGUUGACAAUAGGUGUUUUAUAUAAAAUAUAAGAGUUACCUUCUCGUUAGGUUAAAUAAGUAACCUUUUGCUUGAUUAUAUAAGAACAUGACCAUUUGCGUUUCUUUCUGGAAUCGGACUUUAAGUCACGAAGUUAAUGAUGCUAACAUGAAAGAAUCUGAAACACAAGAUGAUGAGAUAGAAGCAGACGAAGACGGUGAUGAUGUUACACAAAAGAAAAAGAAACAAUCUAAAGAAGUUGUUACAAGUGAAAUGGUUGAUUCCUGGUGCAACGCCAUUAAAGAACAUGGGAAAUUGAGUACUAGUCAUUCCCUAAUGAAGAGGACGAGUCAUUGUUGGACUUCAGUGUCAUGUCUAUCAGUGUCUUUAACAAAAUCGUUGUACAUUGUCAUUUUGUUUUAUUUUGAUAUCAUUUUGGAGAAACUGAAGUCCUUGUAUAUUGUCAUAAGAUGAGAAGAAGUCAGGGGCUAGCCCUCUGUCGAAGUACGUUGCAACUCUACGUGAAGUAGCACAACAAAGAAAUGCUUUGUUGUCGGAAUAUUCCACGUCUGAGAUCGCGUUGUCUAUUGAGUUCAUUUCCACAGUACCAUGUUUAGUAAAUUAGUGUUCCAUUUUCUAACAUGCUAAUUGCUUCCAGUGUUCUUGUGGGCGAGCAUUCAUCCGUGUUAGGAAGUAAAGGACGAGAAAGCAAUGAAGAUGAUACCAGGGACGAGGAAGGCACUGCUGUCUUUAGUUCGUCCUGGUUACCAGGAAAGGACUCCAAAACCACCCAAGAUGUGAGAAGAAAUGGAAGAGAAAGACUGAGCGCCAGGACCAAGUUGCCAUGGAUGAAGAUAUUGUUCAGGAGUUGGUACUCAGUUCUGAUGAAGAAGACGGGUCUUAAAGUGACACCUUUUCGGCUGAAGAAGAUGAAAUGGAGAAACCAGCUCCUUCGAAGCUGGAAACAAAGAAGCCGAAACACUCUACAAAUAAAUCAAAACAGAAUGCAGCAAAAUGGUCAAAGAAGAGAGAGACGGGUGGUAACUGAAGAGACACAAGUAUCUCGUGCACCCGUCCGAUAGUCUCCAUUUUUUGUCAAUCCUUUUUCUUUUCAACAGAAGUUAUGAGAAUGGUGUAUUGAAGAGCUUAUGAAAACCAGUUUUGUCAAAGUGGUUUGUUUUGUUGUACGUACCUGAAUGUUA